Molecule: messenger RNA, 1328 nt
Organism: Bipolaris sorokiniana ND90Pr
Lineage: Eukaryota; Fungi; Ascomycota; Dothideomycetes; Pleosporales; Pleosporaceae
Exons: 3
Coding region: 150-1127 (325 amino acids)
Biological process (GO): transcription by RNA polymerase II
Cellular component (GO): SAGA complex
Molecular function (GO): transcription coregulator activity; protein heterodimerization activity
Source: RefSeq, a predicted model, not a curated record
GCAAACCGCGUCGGCAACCUGGCCUUCAUUCACGCCCACCGCCAAACAUAGCGCCUAUUUUAAUCUAAUUCCUGUGCCAUAGAACUUUGUUGAUCGCGCGACACGUCUUAUAUGAUUUCUAGUGUCUUGGGUGCGGAAAGUCAGCCAUUAUGUCGGACAAGGAUAAGUUGGCCAAGUAUCGGACGGAGAUCCAACAGAUGAUGUUCGUCUCUGGUGAGACUGGCGAGCCCUCACCCGAAACAACCACCUUGAUCGAGUCGAUCGUACAAGACCAAGUACAACACAUGUUGCGUGAAUGCACCGCCCUCGCCACCCGCCGUGGUUCAAAAUCCAUCUCUACCGACGACCUAUUCAUGCUUAUCCGGCACGACCGCGCCAAAAUCUCGCGUCUCCGCCACUUCCUCCAGUGGAAAGACGUCCGACGCUCCGUCAAAGACUCCGACGACAAAGGCGGCGAUGCAGGCGCCGACGUCGGAGCCGGAGACGCAGACAUAGCCGUUGGCGUAGUAGGCGCAGGCGGACCCGGUGCCGCACCCGUCGACGCCUCCAAGAAAGCCAAGCGAGCCAAAGUCGAUCUCGUCUGGGACGUUCAAUCCUUCUUUACCGAGUUCCCCCCGCAAAAAGACGACGUGGAAGACGAGGAAGAAGAGGAAAUGAACUACGCGACCCUGCAGCGCCUUAAGAAUGCAGACGAGCGCACAAAGAACAUGACACGUGAGGAAUACGUGCACUGGUCUGACUGCCGUCAAGCAUCCUUUACCUACCGCAAGAGCAAGCGCUUCAAAGAAUGGGCCGGCUUCGGCCUCAUCACCGAUUCCAAACCCUCUGACGACAUCAUCGAUAUCCUAGGUUUCUUGACGUUUGAGAUUGUCCAGACGCUUACCGAGGAGGCGCUCAAGGUCAAGGAUGCAGAGGAUUUGUACAAGAAGAAUCACGGUGGCGAGCAGAACCGCCUUAAGAGGAAGCGGGAACGAGGCUUGUUUGAUCCGCCAGAGGAGGCUAGGGAACCGGUACAGCCGAGUCAUGUGCAAGAGGCAUAUAGGAGGCUCCAGAGGGGCAACAACAAGGCCAAGGCUAUGCUCAACUUUACACGGGCUGUGCAUAGAAGCGCUCUGAAAUUGAUCUAAACACGAGGCAACAUGUGGGAGUUGGGAGUCGACAUGGCGUUUACAUUGGGCGUUAGAGAUUCAUUAAUACCCUGUGCAGGCAAUAGGCGUGUAUUGUAUUACUUGUGAAAGAAGCACUCGGAAAACUUUGUAAUCGAUCAAUCUUAUUACUGUCACUUGCUUUGCCUGACCAGUAGCAUUCAUUGCGCACAUAUAGCAAUG